This is a messenger RNA of Oryctolagus cuniculus (rabbit), 6417 nucleotides long. RefSeq names its product phosphatidylinositol glycan anchor biosynthesis class N (gene PIGN). Gene Ontology annotation, cellular component: endoplasmic reticulum membrane. The record is from RefSeq and is a predicted model, not a curated record. Gene Ontology annotation, molecular function: mannose-ethanolamine phosphotransferase activity. Gene Ontology annotation, biological process: GPI anchor biosynthetic process. Lineage: Eukaryota; Metazoa; Chordata; Mammalia; Lagomorpha; Leporidae.
GAUCGCGAGAGCAGCUACGGCCCGGUAGGAGUAGGGGGCGUUCCAUGGUUAAAGCACAAAUGCGGUGGUGGGUGACGGAGAGCGUCUUUUCUGUCGUAUCGCGGGGCAGAAAGCCUUGCCUGAGAGGUUUAAUGCGCUGGGUGCUGCCUUGGCGCUGAGGAGGCCUCGUUCCUGAGCUCUGGGCUGUACCGGAAAGGCUCCAGACAUCAUUAGGAUGGUGCUUGCUAUGUAAUUGGAACUCAGGGAUUCAAGAGAAGGAAACACUUACUCAGAAUUAAUUAGUCACAAUGAAUAUGCUGCUGUUCUUUACUUUGGGAUUAUUUGUACAUUUUGUGUUCUUCGUCUCUAUCUUUGACAUUUAUUUUACAUCUCCUUUGGUUCAUGGAAUGACUCCUCAGUUUACACCAUUGCCUCCUCCAGCAAAAAGAUUAGUGCUAUUUGUUGCUGAUGGCCUACGAGCAGAUGCGCUUUAUGAGUUAGAUGAAAACGGAAAUUCCAGAGCACCAUUUUUAAGGAAUAUCAUAAUGUACGAAGGCAGCUGGGGAAUUUCUCAUACACGUGUGCCAACAGAAUCACGUCCAGGUCACGUUGCCCUCAUAGCUGGAUUUUAUGAGGACGUCAGUGCCGUUGCCAAAGGUUGGAAAGAAAAUCCUGUAGAAUUUGAUUCCCUUUUUAAUGAAAGCAAGUAUACAUGGAGCUGGGGAAGCCCAGAUAUCUUGCCUAUGUUUGCCAAAGGUGCUAGUGGAGAUCAUGUUUAUACAUAUAGCUAUGAUGCUAAAACAGAGGAUUUCGGUGCCAAUGAUGCAACAAAACUGGAUACCUGGGUUUUUGAUAAUGUUAAGGACUUCUUUGAUACCGCCAGAAACAAUCAGUCUUUGUUUUCAAAAAUAAAUGAAGAAAAAAUAGUUUUUUUCCUGCAUUUAUUAGGAAUAGAUACAAAUGGACAUGCCCAUCGGCCGUCAUCAAGGGACUAUAAGGACAAUAUUAAAAAAGUUGAUGAUGGAGUAAAGGAAAUUGUGUCCAUGUUCAAACAUUUUUAUGGAAAUGAUGGGAAAACAACAUUUAUCUUUACCUCUGACCAUGGAAUGACAGAUUGGGGUUUCCAUGGGGCUGGUCAUCCUUCAGAGACGUUAACUCCGUUAGUCACCUGGGGAGCUGGCAUCAAGUAUGCCCAAAAAGUGUCUGCUCAGCAAUUUGAUGAUGCAUUUUUGAAAGAAUGGAGAUUGGAGAAUUGGAAGAGGCAAGAUAUAAAUCAGGCUGAUAUUGCACCAUUGAUGGCUUCCCUUAUUGGAGUUCCUUUUCCCCUUAAUUCAGUGGGGAUCCUUCCUGUGGAUUAUCUUAACAACACAGAUCUCUUCAAAGCAGAGAGCAUGUUUACAAAUGCAGUACAGAUUCUUGAACAGUUCAAGGUGAAAAUGACUCAGAAAAAAGAAGUUACUUUACCAUUUUUAUUUACACCAUUUAAAUUACUCUCUGAUUCUAAACAACUCAACAUUUUAAGAAAAGCAAGAUCUUAUAUAAAACAAGGAAAAUGUGAUGAAGCCGUGUCCCUUUGCAAGGAGCUGAUUCACCUUGCAUUGGAAGGAUUGUCUUAUUACCACACUUACGACAGAUUCUUUUUGGGCAUCAAUGUUGUUGCUGGUUUUGUGGGAUGGACAUCGUAUGCUUCUUUGUUGAUCAUCAAGUCUCAUUCCAACCUUACGAGAGGUUUAACAGUUAAGAAAUCAAGCCAUCUCCUGCCAUAUGGUUUCCUAGCUGCUGGCCUUUUAGUAGCUUUGUUUCUGCUGAUUCAAGCCUGUCCCUGGACUUAUUAUGUGUAUUGUUUGUUGCCAGUGCCAAUAUGGUAUGCUGUUCUAAGAGAAUUUCAAGUUGUUCAGGACCUUGUUGCAUCACUGUUGACCUUUCCUCUGAGCCAUUUUGUUGGAUACCUGUUAGUCUUUACUGUGGGAAUUGAAGUAUUGGUUCUCAGUUUUUUCUACCGCUAUAUGCUUACAGCUGGACUUAUUGUAUUUGCGGGUUGGCCGUUUCUAACUAAACUGUGGACUCAAGCAAAGAUCACUUCACUGAGUUGGACUGUCUUUUCUUUGCUCCUGGCGGUGUUCCCACUGAUGCCUGUUGUAGGUCGGACGCCAGACAUCUCUCUAGUAAUGGGUGCAGGCUUGCUGGUUCUUCUGCUGUCCCUGUUUGCUGUACCAUCUCUCAUAAAAAGAAAAGGUAGUCUUGCAAAGGAAGAGCUAUUGGUACAUCUCUUACAGAUUCUGAGCACAGUGCUUUCCAUGUAUGUUGUAUACAGCACCAAUAGCAGUCUACUCAGGAAACAAGGACUACCUCUAAUGAAUCAGAUUUUGAGUUGGGCAGUGUUAGCCUCUUCCCUGGUUGUGCCCCUCCUGAGCUCUCCGGCUCUCUUCCAGCGAUUGUUUAGCAUCCUUCUUUCCUUGAUGUCAACCUACCUGCUGCUAAGCACAGGGUAUGAAGCUCUCUUUCCAUUAGUGUUGUCAUGUUUGAUGUUUGUCUGGAUACACAUGGAACAAGAAACCCUACAACAAUCUGGUAUUUCAUGUAAAAAGAAGCUCGCCAGUAUUCAGUUCUCCUAUACCAUGGAUAUAACUCAGUUUCGACAGCUCUACUUGGAUGACAUCCGUAGGGCCUUUUUCCUUGUUUUCUUCUUAGUGACAGCAUUUUUUGGAACUGGAAAUAUAGCUUCUAUUAAUAGCUUUGAACUUGCCUCUGUCUAUUGCUUUCUGACUGUGUUUAGUCCAUUCAUGAUGGGAGCCCUGAUGAUGUGGAAGAUCCUAAUCCCCUUUGUGCUUGUGAUGUGUGCUUUUGAAGCAGUACAAUUAACUACUCAGCUGUCAUCAAAAAGCCUUUUUCUCAUUGUUCUCGUCAUAUCAGACAUUAUGGCUUUGCAUUUUUUCUUUUUGGUGAAGGAUUAUGGCAGCUGGCUUGAUAUUGGAACAAGCAUCAGCCACUACGUGAUUGUCAUGUCCAUGACCAUCUUUCUGGUGUUUCUCAAUGGCCUGGCACAGGUGCUCACGACAAAGAAACUCAGACUACGUGGUAAACCCAAAAGCCAUCACAUGUGAUGUUAUUGAAGCCAUCAUUCAGCAUCUUAGAGAUUCUGUUUCUCAUUCUCCUUUUAAGCUAAAAUCCCAUCAAAGAUUCAAUUAGGAGAUGGAUAUUGCUGUUUAGUAUAUUGUACGCCUGUAAAGAAAAUGAUGUUGGAAUUCUGAAUUUAUAGCUUAUCUGUGGAGAAGGAGCUUCCUUUUUCUUUCAGAUUUUGCAGGCAUGAAAUGGUGAUUAUAUCUGAGGAGAAGCAUAGUAAAGCAUUCUCCAUUUCCACUGUUUUCCUUUAACUGACAGUCUUGUCAGUGAUGUUUCAGAGCCCCUGCAGCAAUCUCCCCCCUACCUGGACUGCUUCUCUCACACCCCAAGGAGAUUGUGCACCUGUAGGGCCCAGUGCCGAUGGCAUCCAAAUCAUUGCUGUGGCUGACUUGAAGGAAAUCACCAGGUGACACUAUAAAUAUUUAUCAGCUCUCAGCACUGGUUUUGCAGUACGUCUGACUAGUCAACAAUAUUACUAGAAAGAUAAUCAGGGUGUGUUAUUUCCCAUUUUCUAAAGCUUUGGUAGAGGUGUCAGCACAGUGGCAUAGUGGGUAAAGCCGCCACCUGCGGCUUGGCAUCCCAUAUGGACACCAGUUUGAGUCCCGGCUGCUCCACUUUUGAUCCCGCUCCCUGCUAAUGAGCCUGGGAAGGCAGUGGAAGAUGGCCCAAGUACUUUGUCCACUGUACCUACAUGGGAGACCCGGAAGAAACUCCAAGCUUCUGGCUCCAGCUUAACCCAGCCCUGGCCAUUUUGCCCAUUUGGGGAGUGAGCCAGCAGAUGGAAGAUAUUUCUUUCUCUCUCUGCCUCUGCUUCUCCCUCUUGUAACUUUACCUUUCAAAUAAAGAAAGAAAUCUUUAAAAAAAUUUUUUAAAUAAAGCUUCAGUAGAAAAAUGUUUGCAGGUGUUUGUUGUUUUUCUUCAGUACGUACAGUACAUAGUAAUAUUGUAUGCUUCUUUAGCACUAUUUCCAGGGUUUCAUAGUCAACCAGUUAGAGGCCGUGUUAAUCUUCACUUUUUUUAUUAUAUCUGGAUACUCAUGGAAUUUCUGGCAACAGCAAAAGAGGAAAUACUUAGUAUUUGUCUAUAGGAAAUAAUCGAGGUAGUGUUUCAUUAGAGACUCAACAUUUGUUACCCCCAUAGCUUUUUUCAUGAAUUUUUUUCAACAGAAUUCUUCAAUUGUGUAGUUAAACUUUCUGACAAUAGCAUAAGCAUUCAUGUUAAAAUUGCUACUCUGAUUCUGAAAGUCUAGUUCAAAAGCUUUAACUCUGAGGAAAUUUAAAUUUCCAUUCAUAAACUAAUCAUAAACCAAUUUUAAUGGACAAAGUCUUUUAAGAACAAUUUUUAUUUGGGUUUUCCAUAAAGUGACCUUCACAUGUCACUGUAGAGCUUGCUUUUUGCUUGUGGUGUGCCAGUAGCUUUUGACUGAUGCUAAACUUUGUUGGUAUGUGUCCCAUUUUUAAAAAGAAUUGCGUUUGAAUUGUUAUAUCAUUACUACUUUAGAUCAGUGAUUAGGAAACCCUCUAAAAAUUACUAGGUUUUUCAGAUUGGCAGGUGAGUGAACAAAACAAUUUGCAAGAUUCAAAAAUCAGCUAGGAAAAAUUUACCUUUAAAUAUUUUAUUUAUAAUAAGAUAGAAAUUUAUGGGGCCAGUGCUGUGGCAUAGAAGGCUAAGCCUUCUCUUGCUGUACCAGAAUCCCAUAAGGGCACUGAGUCCCGGCUGCUCUGCUUCCGAUUCAGCUCCCUGCUGAUGGCAUGGAAAAGCAGAGGAAGAUGGCCCAAGUACUUAGGCCCCUGCACCUGCAUAGAAGACCUGAAAGAAACCCCUGGCUCCUGGCUCCUGGAUUCGGAUCAGCCCAGUUCUGGCCAUUGCAGCCAUUUGUUGAGUGAUCCAGCAGAUGGGAGACCUCUCUGUCUCUCUCUCUCUCUCUCUGUCUCUCUCUCUUUUUAACUCUCCCUCUCAAGUAAAUAAAUAAAAAUCUUAAUAUUAAGAAAAAAUUUAUUUGUGACAAUACUUAAUGGUACAGCAUUGAAAACAUUAUAGUCUAGAAAAUAAUAUUAAUGUUAAUUAAGGUUUCUUGCCUUGGUCUGUAAUAUACGAUCCAGGUGGACAGCUUAAGUAAAGAGUGGCAGGGCAGAAUGAGAAUCCAUGAGCUUUCUUAUGACCUUAAGGACUUUUGAUCAGCUUUUUUACAUCUCAGAGAAAAGUGAUUUUAUUAACACUUAUCUAGUUUUGCUUUCAUCUUUCUCCAUACAGAGGAAUUAAAGAAUUUGUUAUUGCAACAUUGUAAAAGCUGCGCAGUGCUUUUAUCUUUCUUAUUUUGCUUUUCCAAGGCUGUUUUGCUCUUACCAUUCUAUUUUGGGUCCCAGGGAGUUUACAGAAGAGGACAGUGCAUCUACAAGCAGCGGCUUGCCUUGCGCACCAUAACCGGACACCUCAGAUUUGGGCCUUUCUGAUGCAUAGUUUCUUAGAUAUCUGAAGUGUUCUGAGAUUUUUUUUUUAAGAUUUAUUUGUGUAUUUGAAAGGCAGUGUUAGAGACAUAGACAAAUAGAGGUCUUCCAUCUGCUGGUUCACUCCUCAAAUGGCUGCAGCAGCUGGGGCUGGGCCAGGCCAAAGCCAGGAGCCAAGAGCUUCUUCUGGGUCUCCCAUGUGGGUGCAGAGCCCAAGCAUUUGGGCCAUCCUCCACUGCUUUCCCAGGUGCAUUAGCAGGGAGCUGGAUCAAAGGUGGAACAGCUAGGGACUUGAACAUGUGUCCAGGUGGCUUUACCAGCUAUGCCACAGUGCCGGCCUCAAGAUGUGUUCUUAUAUUGAAAAAAAGAAGUAAGAUUUAAAUGAAAUGUGUUCUGUUAUUUUUAAUUUUUUAUUUUUUAUUUUUAGUUUUAUUUAAAAAGCUGAGUGAAAAAGAGUUGAAGAGAGAUGGAAUGUCAUUUCCUUAAUAUAUAAAUAUAUGGCACAAUAAAAAGGGUUGCCUGAUCAAAUGUACCUGAGAAAUACCUAUUCAAACAAAGUUAAAUAGUUGCAUUUGUUUUCAUACUAAGGCAGUUUAAUGUAUGUGCACUGGGAAGGGAGGAAGCUAGCAGUAUGCCAGAAGCUUCCACUUGCUUGACUACUGACCCUUCCUUAGAGUCUCUCUCCUGAGACUAAACGUGCUUUAGAAAUGUCUCAACAGUAUGCCUUUCUCCCCGUGUACUGAAACCUCAGUUUGUCUAUUUUGAAACUAGGGUGCUGUAUGCUUAAUUGAAUUUUUUGUAAGAAAUCAAAAGUUAUUUUUAUCAUAACCCUUGAAGUUGGAAAACUAUAAAAUGCACUGCAAAUCUU